AGGUAUUGUGCUGAGAUCCCAUAAGUGCUUGACAUGGACCGCAGCUCCAUUCAGUCGACUACCGCCGUCUCGUUUUCAUUGGAAUGACAGCAACUUGAACAUUUGGAAAACAUUUUCUUCUCAUAUACAUGCUUCCAUUGUCGCAGGUUGUCUGAAAAUGAAGUGGAUGCUGAUACUGCUCCUUGGGGGGUCCCUAAUAGGGGUCAACUUGUGCUGGACGUAUCACUAUUCCAACACCUCCAUGACAUGGACGCAGGCCCGAGAGUGGUGCCAAACGUACUACACUGACAUGGUGGUCAUCCAGAGCCAGGACGAGAACGCCGCCCUGGUUUCCUUCUUGCCGAACAGGAACCACAGUCCGUACUACUGGUUGGGGAUCACCAGAAUGCACAAGAACGGAAAUUGGAUCUGGAUCGGGAAUAACAGCACGUGGGUCGGCAAGGAGUCGUGGGCGGAGAACGAGCCCAACAACAACCAGAGCUGGCCCGUUUGCGUGGAGCUCUACGUUAACAACGGAGCCAACCGAGGGAAAUGGAACGACGAGAAGUGUAGAUAUAGGAAAUAUGCAGUCUGCUAUCGAGCUCAAUGCAACGCGACGAUAUGUGGAAGAGGAAGUUGCCAGGAGGCUGUCAACAACGUCACCUGUCUGUUUGAGCCUGGCUCUGAAGGAGACGCAAAUCAAACAGCCUCCGUGCCCCCAGAUGUGCAAUGCCCCCCUCCGAUUCACCCCAACGGAUACCUUCGCUGUGCAGAAGGAAACCACACGGCCAACUCCACAUGUCAGUUAAAAUGUCACCCCGGCUUCCUGAGGAUCGGCUCAGGGCAGGUCACCUGCGGGUUGUCGGGUUUUUGGCAUGGCCCUCGGCCUGUCUGUGCAAGCUAUAAAUUCCUGUUGGUUGUAGCGGGCUGCGGAGCUCUUACAUUUUGCUGCAGCUGCUGCAUGUGUGUUGGCUGGUUGAAAAAAAGGAAAAGAAAGAAGCCAGGUCAAGUGAGGUUGACCGAAAAAGCGGCAGGACUUUCCAGUCAAUUAGAGGAAUAAACAUCAACCUGUGUUCAGAAACCGCAGUCAAGCAACGACAGUAUUAGGCACCUGCAUUAUAUUACUUCAUUUAUGUUGCAGCCAUUAUAGUAUUCACUUGUUUAAUCCAGCACAGGCAGAAAAUUGUAAUCCCUGUAGGAUUCCUAAUAUUUUGUUCAAUUUUGUUCAAAACUAUUUUGGUGGAUAUUCAUUUUCCGCGGCAGAGGCGCUUGAGUUGUUAACAAUGCUCACUCGUCUC
Messenger RNA from Hippocampus zosterae (dwarf seahorse), 1277 nucleotides. RefSeq names its product L-selectin-like. Bases 158 to 1039 code for a protein of 293 amino acids. The record is from RefSeq and is a predicted model, not a curated record. Lineage: Eukaryota; Metazoa; Chordata; Actinopteri; Syngnathiformes; Syngnathidae. The transcript is spliced from 8 exons.